Protopolystoma xenopodis is the source of this 507-nucleotide messenger RNA. NCBI's taxonomy places the organism in Eukaryota, Metazoa, Platyhelminthes, Monogenea, Polystomatidea, Polystomatidae. The record is from the annotation of a GenBank genome assembly.
AUGGAAAAUCCAACCUCAUUAAUUCUACAGAUUAAUCAACCGCCCCCACGCAGUUUCGUCAGUCUUGUUCAGGAUGGCAUGGGCCGUGCUGAGCGCAUCAUCAAGGCCGUCAUGUUGCCAAUCGGCGUUGCUAACCAGCCUUCCACUGCUACCGCUACCUCAAUGCUACCUUCCCAGCCCUCUGCCGGCACGGGGACUAGCGCAGGUGGUAACAUACCUGAUCAGUUUCCCUUGGGCACUGUUAACUCCUCUGCCCUCGGACACGAGACUUCAACACACGGCUCGGGUCACACCGAUGGCGGACAGAUUGCUAACAGCAUGACAACAGGAUCAGUGGGUGGAGGCUCCAGCAGCUUCGUCAUGGGUCGUGUUGACAGCCGCGCUGCUAGUGCAUUUGUCUCUAGUUUUCGUCAGCUCCUCCCUGACGCUGACUUCAAUGAACUGCAGAAAAUUCUGGAAAUGAAAGUAAAUCAAAGAGAUCAUAGGAAGGACGUAUCGCUUGUUUAA